AUGAAUCUCUUAAGGACUUGUAAACAGCUGUCAAGACUUGGACAAAACACUGUGGGUUUAUUUACAUUGAUUAUGUUUAUAAUUAGUUGAGUGCCAUUGCUCUGAUCUGCUCGCAAAAGAUUUGUGCAUGUGCUUGCUUCAAUGUGUGGUGUGUUUGAGGUCUUCUGUCCGUGGUAUAUGUUAUAUAGGCUUACCGGUGUUGUCAUUAUGUAGAGAUAAUAUUUUGAUUGCAUCUUUUUUUUACAGCAGAUAAUUCAGCAAGGAAUAAUAAGAACCUUAAUACGACUUCAGUCAACACAAACAGAGACUCAGGUUCGUCACAUACUAUUGUAGCUUUGCUCAUGGUGAAAUUCGUAGUACUAGGUUAUAUUCAUUCGACUACUGUUAUCAAUAUUAUUCAGCCUAUAUGCUGACAAGGGAUUUAUCAUUACUAUUUUUUCUCUUGUUUUGCAGAACUUGAGGGAGACCCUCUAUCGAGUUGUACCGGAAAAACAAAAAGAAGUCGCAGAUUUUAGGAAGGAAUAUGGGGAUAGAUCUCUGGGGGAGUAUACCGUUGACCAGGUACAUUUCACACUUCAUGUCAUUAUUGUGACAAUUGCAUCAUCGUUCGCGUUACGAUUCUAUCACCACUAUCUGCUCCGAAAGGUGUAAAACAGUGAAAUAAUAAUUUUUUUAUCAAUUAUUGGAAGCAUUGUAAAAAUCACUUCACUUUUAAGUGGACCACAUCAUUUAACAAGUGACAACAGAAAAAGUACGCUUACAACAAUGGAACGUUCUAACGAUUAUUAACUAUUUUAACCCAGCUUGGUUAUGCUCUGUUAUCUCUUACAAAUGCAUUGUGAUGUGGUUGUUAUUCAUUAGGUAAAUCCUGUUGAAAAUAUGACUUGUUUCUCCUACCGUUAAACAAGAACUGAAAAAAAAAACGAGCAGUAUUUCUAGAUGAUAUGAGACAUCUUGUUUUCUGAUGAAAAUCCCUUAGCUUGGACUGUGGUGAAGUGAAACUUGAUCUUUGUUAUGGGUUCUGCAGAAGCAUGAAAACUUGAAUUCAGGUGUCACUUAUAAGCCAGUUUAUCAUAAGUCAAACUUGGCUCCUACUUCCCUAAAUCGUAAUGCAUCUUGUCUGUUAAAUAUCCCUCAACCUUGGAACCUAGUUAUUUUUUUAGCAAGAGUUUUUAUAAUUCAAAAACUAGACUAUUGUGUACCAAGUAUCAAGUCAGCAAUAAAUGAAGCAAAGAAUUACACAGGACCACAAAUCCUGUAUUAAAAAAUACAUUUCAAAGUUAAUGAAUUUAGUUCAACAAGACAUUAGCAAAAGGAGGAUAUAACCAUCCUCCCAUCGUGCAUUGUGGUCAAACUAUAUUAUCAAACGGCUGAAUCCCAGCGUGACUCAUUUCAAAAUUUCGCAAUACAACACAAGGGGACAAGAGAGAAAUGAUUCCUUAGAAAUCCAGUAUAGUCCAAAAACUAUAUUGAUUGUACAAGGUACAUGUACAUUGUAGCAACAGUUGCCCUUCUCAGGUCUAAGAAUUGUUUGCCACUUAAAUUUUUUGUUGAGAUUGUUUGACCAUAAGUAAAUAAAAGCUUACUGAUAAACCUUGGCUAUGGGGGUCCGCAGUGAAAUAAAUGUUCAAUAAUACUUCUUAGAAUCUGGCUACAUGUUUUUUAGUAAAGUAUGCAUUUAAUGUCGAAAGUAUCAAAGAAGCUGGCUACAUUCAAUGAUUAACAUGACCAGUGGAUAUCUUACUCAGGGUUGCCACUGCCAGGGAAAAGUCCGGGAAAAACAAAAAAUUUUCAAGGUCAGGGAAAAGUCAGGGAAAAUCCUUGAUAUUGUCAAAGUCAGUGAAAAGUUCAGGGAAUUCUGUUUUCCAGUUUAUAGUUCAUAAGUUUUCUUCGACACUUUGAAAUGCGUUUUCCUUCAGAAAAGAUGAAAAGUAUGCUGUAAAGCAAGCACAGCAAUCAAUUUGACAUUCUACACCUGACAUACACCUCUAUGUAGUAGUUGUGGUCAGUGGUUUUCGUUCUGACUGCUUUCUUCCAAAUUCCUUCUUCCUCUUACACGAAAAGCAGAAAGAGGUUGAAAAUGAAGAGAAAAAUAUUGACAGCCUGCAAAAAAAGCUAAAGCGAAUGUAAACAUCGAUUGUUUUUCAUUAAUAAAAGGUCUGUGAAAAGUCGGGGAAAAGUCAAGGAAUUUUUAACUUUCUGAUGAGUGGCAACCCUGUUACUGAGCUGGCCUACAUGUAUAAUGACAUGUACCCCUCUCUCGCAGCUUCAAACACUGUUGACCUCCAACUCUACUGUCGUGAAACAGUAACUACAGUCACAGUAAUCUGCUGUCUGAAUAUUAGAAAAAGUAAAAGGAUUCUAUUUAAUUGUAAACUUGUUGAAAAUAUUACCAAAUGCACUCCUGCAAUGGAAACUGCAAUGCAAUGAAAUAAUAAUUAAUGAAAAACCAAAAAGUGAUUAAUUUUUAGAGUUUAUUCCAUUUAUUCUUAUUCUGGGAUAAACGGGUGCUUAGAAUAACUAAAGAUUUUGGCUUCUGAAAGUGAAACAGUCAUAAAACUCCUUUUGUGUUAACAUCUGGCUUGUUUUCAAGGUUUAUGGAGGAAUGAGAGGUAUUACUGGCCUGAUCACAGAGACAUCACACUUAGAUCCAAAUGAGGUUAGUUCUCAGUUAAAGAAACAAACUUACAUCAUUCUGUACUUUAAAAGAACCUAAGAGGAAUCUAAAUUAAUUUUUUUGAUGUACUUUUGAUGUAUAACGACGUUGCAAGGUCUGAAGGGCAUGUACAUCUAUAGCAAUGAUGUCAUUGCUGCCCCCCACCCACCAAUCUGAAUGGGCAUCCCAUAAAAUGUGAUGGGAAAAGGGGAUAAAUCAACAUCCACGAUUUAUACGAACGUGUAGAUGCAAGUCAAACAGUGUUGUCCUUAUCAGGCGGUAACCGGUAAAAUUUACCACUUAAAACAACACUUCUUACCGCCUGCAACCACUUGAAGUGUUACUAAAAUUAAAUAAGUUGCCAUAAAGAUAUUAAUCAUAUGUAUAAAGGGUUUAGUUUUAUCGUUUGUCUCACGAUUGUCACUUUGAUAUUGAUCGCAACAUCUCGACCGCACACUACAGGUCUUCAUCGGGCGAAAGUGGCAAUUUACUGGGUUGAACUAUCUGUACCACCGUGGUUGUUAAUGAUUGGUGUGUCAAGAAAGGGAGUCAUGUUGACACAUUAAUCAUAAAAGAUUCAGAAGGAUGCCUUACUACAAAUCUUUACAGAAAACCUACACACACUGAUCAGUAACUGUCUUAUGACUCACACCAUCCUCAAUCGGUUAAACACGAUGUUGUCAAGUGUUUAUACGAUUGAUCGAAACCUCUGAGGAAAAGAAGCAUUUAACUUCUGUCCUUGUCUCUAAUGGAUACCCCUAUUCUUUUAUAACUAACAUCACAAAAUCCAAGAACCGACAGGGCCUCUGACAAAGAACCUGCAACCGAAAUUAAAUCCACAGCAGUUCUGCCAUACAUCAAAGGUGUAUCUGGACCACUUCACCGUUGCCUACAACAGCAUGGCGUACGAUCUGUUUUCAAAUCCAAUACAAUACUAAGAUCGCACUUAGUGCAACCUAAGGAUCCUGUGGAUCCACGAAAACAAGAUGGAGUAGUGUAUAAGAUUCCUUGUGAAUGCAGCAAAGUAUACGUUGGCGCAACAGGAAGAUGCAAGCAUGAAUGGAUUAAGGAGCACGACAGGGAUAUAUGGCUUUCACGAACUCAAACUUCAGCCAUUUCUGAACACGCAAAUACGACCAGGCAUUAUCCACUCUGGGACAAAGUUAAGUGUAUCGACCGAGACCCUCACUGGUACAUGUACUCUCAUAGAGUUGAGAAGGCUAUCCACAGAAGACUUCACCCUAACAAUAUCAACAGGGUUGGUGGGAUUGAGAUUCCUGAAUCAUGGAUGCCUACACUCAGACAACAUGACAACCGACCUGUACCACAGCGCACCGCCGAGAGAUCAGUUUCUUCCUCUCACAAUGCCAACAAUGCUUUGGAUCGAAACCCACCAAGCUUGAGGUUUGUGAUACACCAUUCACUAACAACGAUGGUGGUACAAAUAGCUCAACUCAGUAAAUCGACUCUUUUGCGUGAUGAAGACCUGCAGUGUGCAGUUGAAACGUCACGAUCGAUAUCAAAGUGACAAUUGUGAGACAAACAAUAAAACUAAUCCCUUUAUUAAAUAACUUGUUUCAAGGAAUAUGCAAGUUAUGACCCAAGCCGAUCCUAACAAGAAAAGAAAGUAAAUACAUAAAAACAAAAAGUAUACACAGCUAUUCUGUCAGAUUACUGACUAGUUUCUUUCUUUACUGGUCAAGAAUGGCCCCUUACCUUCUGAGCUAAAAUUAUGGGAGAACACUGGUCAAAACUAAAAAAUUUCAGCAUAAGUAGAUGAUGUCCUUUGAUAUUGCAAUUUUUUGGUUGGCACACAUAUAUUGUUAAGUUAGGAUGGCUCUUUUUGUGUUGGCAAUCCAGCAUCAUUGAGGGUGAAAAUUACUUGAUAACAUUGACUUGCAGUUGACUAAAUUUGUUUAGGGCAGUCUUAGUUGGAAACUUAAUUUUACCUUUUCGUGUGUCUAGGGUAUUGAAUUCCGAGGUUAUACAAUUCCACAGUGCCAAGAAGUAAGUAAAAUAUUAAACAAUAAUAUUAUGGGAUAAGGUUUGGCUUGAUUUGUCAGUAGGGAGCAGAUAAAUAAAUUAAACAAUGUAUAUUUCAUACACCUCCAUGUUUCUUUACCCGAUACAGAAUAUUCCUAGUUCAGAUAACUACCAUUUGAUUUGGAAACAUCCAGUAAUUGUACAUUUCAAUGAGAAUUGCUUGUGUUUAUGCAAGCUGGUCAUGACAAUAUUAUGUGCCCCAAUAGCAUAAUAUGAAAUAGGUUAUACAAAUUCACCUUGAUAUGUUUGUAUUGUGCUAAAAGGAACUAAACAUGACCAAAAAAACUGAAGAAUUGUCUUGUUUAAAAAAGAAUGGAAGGUAAAUGCUAAAGGUGCUCUUGGCAAGUAAAAGUCUGGGUUCAACUUGAAGUGGAAUGCAUUGUGGGAUGCGAUGUGGCAGCUUCAUGGCUGUAUCUAUUAUUGUUUUUAAAUGGCCAAACAAAAACAGAUGCAAAGCGCCCCCUGAUAUUUUUUCUCUUCGGAUGAAAUUCAUAAUCGUGAUGAUCAAAAAAUUUUAGUACAACAACUGCCAAGUGCUGCUUUGGCCCCCCCCCAAAAAACUGGGAACCAGAUAAUUGGAAAAAAUAACAAUACAUCCAAACAGGCAGCCUAAAAGCACAUGGAGCAAGUGGAGGGCAUGCCAUACAUGUAAGUGUAAAGGCAAAAUGGGUAAGCGAGAGAUCAAGGGAUAAAAGACCCAUGCCUGCAUCUCUGUCAUGUGUUGAUGUUGUACGAGAUUUUCUUGGUAAUUGCAAUGUCCUCAUCUUGUUGUGAGAGGACAAAAUGUGAAGGCCUUGCUUUUCAGGGUAAUGAGCCAUGACCAAUUAUUGUUAUAAAAGUGUCCUCAACCAAUGGUUAUGUUGCUUCAUUUUACGUACAUGUACAUUUAAAUUGUAGCAUCAUUGAAAUUUUAGGGAGAAAGGUAUGGCUUAGCCUUCUGGUUUUACAAUAUAUUUAUUGUAGCUAGUACUGACUGUGUGGGAUGUUUCGUGUAUGUAGCUUUUACCAAAGGCUGAAGGUGGUGAAGAGCCGUUGCCUGAAGGGAUUUUCUGGUUACUGAUGACUGGUGAAAUUCCAACCAAAGCUCAGGUUAGUUGAUUUACUUAACAUAACCUUUCCUUGCCACGGCAUGCAAAAGCUUUUGUCGAGUUGUCAGGGAUAAGUAGAUUUUCCUGCAGGCCAAGAAACUUUUCGCAUAUUCACUGGCCUAAUGUGCAAAGGACCAGGCAAGUCUUACAAAAAUGUAACACAAUUAACUACAAAACUUGCUGUCUAGAGUGGUCAUUCUAAAUCCAAAUGGGAUUUUUUAAGUUUUUGCUACAAGCCCAUCACUGCUGGGCAUAGUUAGGAAAUGCAUUACUUAGGAAUAGACUGAUCUGGCUGAACAGGACAGCCCUGACAAACAGUGAAAUUAUCUUCCUGACUGAAAUGGUCUGGCCAGGUGGUUCUUAUCCAUAGCAAGUUUCCUGGUGAACUAGACAAGAAAGUAAAAGCUGCUUGCCGAUAGGAAAAGUUGUGAUACCAUUUAAAAUGUGCACUUAAGGGAGAUCUCAUUUUCAGGGAAUGCUAUACUGUGUCUACAUGUAAAACUGGGCUUGCUGGAGAUUUGCUGCAUUACACUUCCUGUAGCAAGAGAGAAAACAGAACGGAACAGAACAGAACUAAUAUGUCAAACGCAUGUCAAAAGUUCAUUGUGAAAUUAGCCCAUCAGAAAUUUUCAUUGAACAGCAUAAAUUAUCAUACUGUAUGUACUUCUGACAGUUGUGUCUCAUCAAAGCUAUAAAACUUCACAGAAUCCCUACCUCUCUAAUGCUCAGUAAUGUGGAAAUUAAAGGGGCUGUGUCACGGCAUCCACUUCAUUUUGUAAAAUUUUGCCAAUUACUCGCCCUCGGUUGUUAUGGAAGUUAAUGUAAGCAAACAAAUUACAUUUAAAUGACAAAAUCAGAGAUCCGAGACAAACAAAUAUGACUUGUCUCCCGAGCAUUAUUUUUGAAGUUGCAAGCGGCAGGGAUCAACUUUGAAAAACUGUUAGGCUGAACACUCAGUUUUCAAAAACCCUAAUUUCAAUCCAAUUCAAUCUUCUUCAGUUUUGCCCUUCCGUGGAAUCUGUUGUUUCUGCUCUGUUAUUUUAACCUUCCUUUAAUGUUUUAUGUGGUUAUUUUUAUGUUUCUCUUAAUUUAACGGGCAUUUUGUAAUUACCUAAUUUGUCUGAAUUUCAUGACACAGCUCCUUUAAGCUUUCUCCAUUUGGUUCCAAAGUAAAGGAUGGCCCUCAUCACCAUAUACAACAGGAAAAGAAAAUUGAAACGAGGGCAUAAAAUUGACCCACUUGACAUUUAUUCCUUUUUUUUUACAGGUUGACAGUUUGUCGAGAGAGUGGGCAGCCCAUGCUGACUUGCCACAACAUGUUGUACAAAUGUUAAACAACUUUCCAGAAACCAUGCACCCAAUGAGUCAGUUCAGUGCUGCCAUCACAGCCAUGAACACAGAGAGCCAAUUUGCCAAGGCUUAUGCACAGGGGGUGCAUAAAGCUAAACACUGGGAGGUAAAAUCAGCAAUGAGUGGCUGACAUUGUCAUUAAUUUUAAAAAUUUCUAAUAUGUGAGGUUUAAUAAUAUUCAGAGUGCAGGAGAAAUAUUUGUCAACUGAACAAUCAUUACAGUUUUGUAUGCAACUGAUGAAAGCUUGGAACAAUUUAAGCUUGACAGGAUUUGAUCCCUGACUUCUGUAGUACCGUUGCAAUGAGCAAUUUUAAUUGUCAGGUUCACCUAUUAAUGAUACACAUUUGUUGGAAAAAAUCUUACUUGUCAUUUGUUGACACCUUGACACAUGGUGUGACAUUAAGGAUAGUAGGCGGUUAUGAUCCCACUAGUCUGGAAAGGCUAUUAACACUUGGAUAUAGGACAAAAAUGUCAACAUUUAGGGAUUGUUUUUUCAUUGAAUUCUCCUGCUCCUAUGGUUGAUUAGAACUUAAAUAUUACCCAUGUUCUACAUUGUAUAGACCCAUUCCAAAAACAGCAGCUUCGUUAAAUAUUCUUUGGUUUAUGUUAAAAUCAGCUUUACUGUAUCUUCCCUCCCAGCCAUCAAAAUUCAAAACAGUGUAAUUUUUUGUCUUAAAUGAGGUUAGUAUGUGUAGUCAAAUGGUGACGAGUGAAAUUAUAAAUUAGGGAAUAAUUUCACGCGCAUUUUGUCCAAAUCCUAGGCUCGGGAAAUUAUUAGGAUUUGGACAAAACGCAAGUGAAAUUAUUCCCUAAUUUCACGAGUAUACCAUUUGAUUACCUAUUAAUAUCAUGGGUGACGAAUUAUGUUAGCAAUCUUGGCUGUGGUUUUUGCCAUGUUUGUCCUGGAUCGCAUUGAUCAAGAACUUCCCUCUCUCAAACAUUUAGAGCUUAAAUUUGGCUUAAGUUCAGAAUUUUUCAACAAAAUACCUGUUAGAAUCCUUCUUGAUGUGCUCUUUCGUGUGUUCAGGUUUUUUAAGGCGUCUUUUUAUGCCCUGGCAUCUUCGUUCAUGACAUUUUGAAACUUUGUCGCCAUUUUGACACUGAGACGUACAGAAGGUUGCCAUGGCAAUUUUGUAAUUUCACACGUGAAAUUACAAAUUAUCGCUGAAAUUUCGCGCCAAAAUUAAGGAGUAAUUCGUCACUUAUGAUAUUAAUGAAGCUAAUUUCAACAUAAAGAAAAGAGUAUAAAACUAGCCACCAUUUGUGGAGUGGUUGUAUUCCCUUGUUCAUGGUUGUUGUUAACUAUGACCAUCUUUUCUGUUUUCCAGUAUACAUUUGAGGACACCAUGGAGCUGACAGCCAAAAUAACAACCGUUGCAGCCUACAUCUACAGGAAUGUCUUCAAGGAUGGAAAAGUUGCUCCCAUAGACCCCAAUAAAGACUGGGCAGAUAACUUGGCCACUAUGCUUGGUUUUGAAGACCCCAUGUUUCAUGAAAUGAUGCGACUUUACCUCGUUCUUCAUGCUGAUCAUGAGGGAGGUAACGUCAGUGCACAUACCACUCAUCUUGUUGGUAGUGCUUUAUCAGAUCCCUAUUUGUGUCUUGCUGCUGGAAUGAAUGGACUGGCUGGACCGCUGCAUGGUCUUGCUAAUCAGGUAACUACAUCAUUUUGUAGAGCAUGCCCUGAGAAAACAACUGAUAAUUAUUUCACACCACAAUGGUUAGGGUCGAGUGAAAAUAUUUCUACACUUUGGUUUGAUCUCCACUGAUGCGUUUUUUAGGCCCUACCAGGGUAAAUUCCGACAAGCGACAUGGCCCAAAAAGUAGCCACAGCGUGUAAAAUGAAAUCGCCACAAGAGACAACCUUCCUUGGCUAAAUUGCGACAGUGACAGCAAAGCCGACAAUAAGCGACAAGCAUUUAUAAACACCGACACGAAACGUUUUAAAAUUCAGAUGGACGACACGGGACCCCCCCCCUCCCCCGGCAGGGCCUCAUUUUUGGCUACAUAAUGUUAUCACACGCAAAUUUUGAUCAUGUAAAAAAAAAAAAGGCAAGAUAAAAAGUGCUGAGUUUAAACAAGAAGUUGAGCAAGGUUCAACUUUUACGCCUACCAGCAACCUUUCAUGUAUUGCCUCUAUUUUAUUUGCAAACGUAAAUUUUACUCACCUACAGAUGUAAAAAUUACACGACACUGGAAAUCGACCCUUUGUCACUUAUCAAACUACACUGCCACCCUGUGUUAUUCUCUCCAAUAACUGAGUUGCAAGAUUUGUGCUAAAAUCAAAAUUAGAUCUGCCCAAAUUGUUGACUUUUUAGAUGCAUUUUCGGAGGGCUAACUCAGUGUUAAAAACCAUUAUGAAGUUUUAACAAACAUCUUAAGGCAAAUUUGCAUGUGUUCAGUUAGCGUCUAUUGCCUACUGCUAACAAAAGAACACAAAUUCAAUCAUAACGCAUCUAAAUCCCACCCUUACAAUUGGUUACUUUCUCUAACAGUACAUCCUUUUUUCACUAUAAUAAAGGGACCUUUUCCAGCCAUAAAGUCUCUUUCUUUUGCUCACAACCGCACUAUCACUAACCACUGAAAGCAACUGACGAAGGAAACCAUUGUAGAUUUUCAAACCAGUCUUACAGUUCUUAUCAAGUCUCUGAGGCUACCAUUGAUUGUUAGAGCCCAAAUCCCUUCACUUUAACAACGUUAAAGGAAUUAUACAUAAUAGGGUCAAGUGACGAUAUUUCUACACUAGUGCAAAAAGGGAAUCUGUUUUGCACAGAAUAUAAUUUAUGGUUAAAUGCAAACCAUGAAUAAACUUCCAAGGUUUUAUGUUAUGAAGACAGGUCACUUGAACUACCAAGAAAAUUACGCAUUAAAACUUUCACUUCCAGUAGCUAGUCUAGAUGUUAUAUAUGUACAUUUUUAAAAAUACAAGGGCUUACCUAUCAUUCUUCUUGCUGCAAACUGUACUGGUACACAUAUGUAUGAAGCCCUCUAAACCUGAUACAAAAUUUUUAUCGUAAUGCAGGAAGUUUUAAUCUGGAUCACAAACAUGCUGAAAGAAGUUGGAGAAGACCCAACUGAUGAGAGAGUUCGGGAGUUUGUGGAGACAACAUUAAAGAGUGGGGUAAGUUAUGAAUGCAACAAUAAAAGUCCAAUAAUUUUUUAUCACAACAUUUGAAACUCCUGAUGAAUCAAACUUCUACUUUUCAAAGCAGACUCAGUUAGACAUACCAUAAAAUUCCAAAAAUAAGCCCCUCCAUGUAUAAGCCCCUCCAAAUAUAAGCCCCCCAAACCAGUGACGCAAAAAACCUUCCAUUAAAUCGCCCCUCCAAACAUAAGCCCCCUGGAGGCUGAUGCGUGGAAAAUUACCCUCAAAUACAAAGCAAAACAAAGCAAAAACGGUAAAUUUACCUCCAACUAUAAAGUUAGCCCAACUGAUUUUGAAACGCAAAUUUCCCUCCAUAGAUAAGCCCCUCUGAAUAUAAGCCCCUCCAAAAGUAAGCGCCCCAAAAAGGGCCUUUGAAAAAUAUAAGCCCCAGGGCUUUUUAUUGGAAUUUUACGGUAUAUUAAGCCUAUUUACAUCAUUUUUCAUAACAUUACAAUUAUUAUUAUUAUUCAUUCAAAAUAUUUCACCAUUAAUUUUGCAAUUUGCUCCAUCAUAACCAACCGGUACCUACCAUAUUUGGAAGAUGUAGGUAAUGUUCAACUUAAUUAAUAGGUUGUUCCCUGAAUGUAAGAUGGCAACCUCUUUUCCAGGUGUUGGCAUGGCUACCUAGAUGUUUAUGCAAGAGUAAUCUAAAAAAAAUAAAUUAAUGUUGGCUGUCCGAGGGUAAAUUAGCUGAACUUACUGAUUAAAACUGAACUGAUGAAAUGCAGGAAUAUUCAAAAAUCUUGAUACAUGGAUGCCAUCUACGUUUUGAGGAGUAUCUGCAUGAAAAGAAAAUGUCUCUAAAUCCUAAAACACUGCCGAGAAACUGACAAACGUUUUGAAGAAAUUCUGGGAGGACGUAAGGUUGUUAAGAACAUGAAAUAUUUUGAGUGAAUAAUAAAAGAAUUGUGAAUUCGAAGCCUUUUUAUCCACCUCAGCCGAUAACAAUCCCCUUCACAUCAUAGUCAGCCUCAGCCUCAUUCAAUAAGAGACCAUUUUACUGUUGUGGGCUCAGUACCCUAGCCUUCAAGUGAAUGUGAGGCUGAGGUUGACCUUGUUUAGAUACAAACCUCCUUUGUUUUCUUAUGGAAAUUAUGCUUAAAAAACUAGUAAGCAUAAGAACAUGAUUUACUUGAGAAGGCUGGGAGGGUUUUAUCGAAUCAAGGUCAACUCUAGCCUUGUUUCCAUCUGUAACUGAAAAAUGGGCUAUAGUUUUAAGUUAACAAAUUUUUGUUUACUUUAACAGCAAGUUGUACCAGGUUUUGGACAUGCUGUUUUGAGGCAGACAGAUCCAAGGUACACAGCUCAGCGGGUUUUUGCUCUGAAGCAUCUACCUGAUGACCCCUUGUUCAAACUUUGUGGCCAGCUUCUAAAAAUUGUCCCUGAUGUUUUAUUGGAGCAAGGAAAAGCCAAGAACCCAUGGCCAAAUGUUGAUGCACACAGUGGCGUGUUAUUGCAGGUAAAUACCGCAUUUGUACAUUGACCUGUCAACACUACAAUAUUAUAUCUAAACGUAACAUUUCAGGCAUUUCCUGGUGUUGUUGCACCCAAGGGCAUGCUGAUGCAGGUUAAUAACAGGAAAAUAUCAGAAAAUAACAAGUCGAUCACCUGCAAAACACUUGCCAGUUCAUUUCAAGAGAACACUUGAAGAAACUAAUAAUUUUUUGUUUACUAAAGGAAAAGAUGUGAAAUAUGCAUGUAAGUGUUUAGUUAUUCAGCUAAUGAAAUGUUAUAGCGUGCGUACAAACAAAAACCUCUGAAAAUAGUUUUUAUACUACACGUCGCUGGCAACCUGUUAACAAUGGGUUGUGUUGUACAGAAUUAUCUAACUGCUGUACAAGAAUAAAACUGCAGUCUUAUAUUUUAUACUGUAUUUCUUUCUGGUUUUCAUUGGCCCUGGGCAACAAUAACAACCAGUUGCCUACGGAAGCCAAGAAGCGUCCUUCAUUUUACUCGCACUCCGUGGUCUACGUCUCCAACACUUUCCUAUGGGGGAAGAAAAGGGUCAGAGAUGUAGACCAUGGAGCAAAAGUAAAAUUAUUAAUUAUUAUUAUUAUUUAUUAUUUAUUAUUAUUAUUAUUAUUAUUAUUGUUAUUAUUAUCAUCAUUAUUAUUCGAGGGAGUUGAUCAUGAUUUGGGUCAAAGAAGAGCGUCAGCAUUAUGGGCAGGCAUUGAAGUAUCUUUUUAAUUUGUUUGUUUGUUUGGCGUUUCAGUUCUAUGGCUUAAAGGAGAUGAGUUAUUACACGGUACUGUUUGGAGUUUCACGGGCGCUUGGUGUUUUAGCUUCAUUGGUGUGGUCACGUGCGCUGGGCUUCCCAAUCGAACGCCCAAAGAGUAUGACAACAGAGUUAAUGAAAGCAGCAGUUGGAGCUAAAUAACUGACAAAUACUUCAAAAAAUAAUAAGGGUAGAACUUUUUUUACUUACGAUAACUAGCGAACUGCUCGAAACAAGAUCUGUGUGGUUUUUGAAUGCACUUUUUUCAGUCAUGUCUGGUCAACUUAAUCAUCUAUUUGUAACUAUCUUUUUGCCCAUAACAGGGACUAUUUAUCAACUAGAAAUUUUGAAAACGAAUUGCACCUUGCUUAAGUAUUUUUAGCUAUUUAGUCAAUAGAAAGACUGCAAGAAAAUGGCUACUUUUUCAAUAAAUAUUGGUGUGUUAUUACUACUGAGGGCCGACAAGGCCUGUCGAUGGAAUAUGCAGUUUGUACUCAAUGUGCAAUACUUGUUUUAAUGUUGAUUAAACCUCUGUUUAUGUGCUUAGCGCUUUGUCCAUAAAAUAUGUUUAUCAUUUAACCUCUGGUUUAUUGAACUUUGUUGUCUGAUGUCGAUGAUACACGGCGAUUGGUAUGAAUAUUAAUGUAGCCUCAACUAGAACAAGUAUUUAAUAAAUAGAGGAUACUGUAUUACAU
Porites lobata is the source of this 13193-nucleotide messenger RNA. Lineage: Eukaryota; Metazoa; Cnidaria; Anthozoa; Scleractinia; Poritidae. The record is from the annotation of a GenBank genome assembly.